This is a messenger RNA of Homo sapiens (human), 13712 nucleotides long. RefSeq names its product ATP binding cassette subfamily C member 4 (PEL blood group) (gene ABCC4). The transcript is spliced from 20 exons. NCBI's taxonomy places the organism in Eukaryota, Metazoa, Chordata, Mammalia, Primates, Hominidae. The record is from RefSeq and is a predicted model, not a curated record. Gene Ontology annotation, molecular function: ABC-type transporter activity; ATPase-coupled transmembrane transporter activity; ATP hydrolysis activity. Gene Ontology annotation, cellular component: membrane; plasma membrane; apical plasma membrane. Bases 138 to 2630 code for a protein of 830 amino acids. Gene Ontology annotation, biological process: leukotriene transport; transmembrane transport; glutathione transmembrane transport.
GCUUCACAGGCUCCAGCCGAGCGGACAGGCGUGGCGGCCGGAGCCCCAGCAUCCCUGCUUGAGGUCCAGGAGCGGAGCCCGCGGCCACCGCCGCCUGAUCAGCGCGACCCCGGCCCGCGCCCGCCCCGCCCGGCAAGAUGCUGCCCGUGUACCAGGAGGUGAAGCCCAACCCGCUGCAGGACGCGAACCUCUGCUCACGCGUGUUCUUCUGGUGGCUCAAUCCCUUGUUUAAAAUUGGCCAUAAACGGAGAUUAGAGGAAGAUGAUAUGUAUUCAGUGCUGCCAGAAGACCGCUCACAGCACCUUGGAGAGGAGUUGCAAGGGUUCUGGGAUAAAGAAGUUUUAAGAGCUGAGAAUGACGCACAGAAGCCUUCUUUAACAAGAGCAAUCAUAAAGUGUUACUGGAAAUCUUAUUUAGUUUUGGGAAUUUUUACGUUAAUUGAGGAAAGUGCCAAAGUAAUCCAGCCCAUAUUUUUGGGAAAAAUUAUUAAUUAUUUUGAAAAUUAUGAUCCCAUGGAUUCUGUGGCUUUGAACACAGCGUACGCCUAUGCCACGGUGCUGACUUUUUGCACGCUCAUUUUGGCUAUACUGCAUCACUUAUAUUUUUAUCACGUUCAGUGUGCUGGGAUGAGGUUACGAGUAGCCAUGUGCCAUAUGAUUUAUCGGAAGGCACUUCGUCUUAGUAACAUGGCCAUGGGGAAGACAACCACAGGCCAGAUAGUCAAUCUGCUGUCCAAUGAUGUGAACAAGUUUGAUCAGGUGACAGUGUUCUUACACUUCCUGUGGGCAGGACCACUGCAGGCGAUUGCAGUGACUGCCCUACUCUGGAUGGAGAUAGGAAUAUCGUGCCUUGCUGGGAUGGCAGUUCUAAUCAUUCUCCUGCCCUUGCAAAGCUGUUUUGGGAAGUUGUUCUCAUCACUGAGGAGUAAAACUGCAACUUUCACGGAUGCCAGGAUCAGGACCAUGAAUGAAGUUAUAACUGGUAUAAGGAUAAUAAAAAUGUACGCCUGGGAAAAGUCAUUUUCAAAUCUUAUUACCAAUUUGAGAAAGAAGGAGAUUUCCAAGAUUCUGAGAAGUUCCUGCCUCAGAGGGAUGAAUUUGGCUUCAUUUUUCAGUGCAAGCAAAAUCAUCGUGUUUGUGACCUUCACCACCUACGUGCUCCUCGGCAGUGUGAUCACAGCCAGCCGCGUGUUCGUGGCAGUGACGCUGUAUGGGGCUGUGCGGCUGACGGUUACCCUCUUCUUCCCCUCAGCCAUUGAGAGGGUGUCAGAGGCAAUCGUCAGCAUCCGAAGAAUCCAGACCUUUUUGCUACUUGAUGAGAUAUCACAGCGCAACCGUCAGCUGCCGUCAGAUGGUAAAAAGAUGGUGCAUGUGCAGGAUUUUACUGCUUUUUGGGAUAAGGCAUCAGAGACCCCAACUCUACAAGGCCUUUCCUUUACUGUCAGACCUGGCGAAUUGUUAGCUGUGGUCGGCCCCGUGGGAGCAGGGAAGUCAUCACUGUUAAGUGCCGUGCUCGGGGAAUUGGCCCCAAGUCACGGGCUGGUCAGCGUGCAUGGAAGAAUUGCCUAUGUGUCUCAGCAGCCCUGGGUGUUCUCGGGAACUCUGAGGAGUAAUAUUUUAUUUGGGAAGAAAUACGAAAAGGAACGAUAUGAAAAAGUCAUAAAGGCUUGUGCUCUGAAAAAGGAUUUACAGCUGUUGGAGGAUGGUGAUCUGACUGUGAUAGGAGAUCGGGGAACCACGCUGAGUGGAGGGCAGAAAGCACGGGUAAACCUUGCAAGAGCAGUGUAUCAAGAUGCUGACAUCUAUCUCCUGGACGAUCCUCUCAGUGCAGUAGAUGCGGAAGUUAGCAGACACUUGUUCGAACUGUGUAUUUGUCAAAUUUUGCAUGAGAAGAUCACAAUUUUAGUGACUCAUCAGUUGCAGUACCUCAAAGCUGCAAGUCAGAUUCUGAUAUUGAAAGAUGGUAAAAUGGUGCAGAAGGGGACUUACACUGAGUUCCUAAAAUCUGGUAUAGAUUUUGGCUCCCUUUUAAAGAAGGAUAAUGAGGAAAGUGAACAACCUCCAGUUCCAGGAACUCCCACACUAAGGAAUCGUACCUUCUCAGAGUCUUCGGUUUGGUCUCAACAAUCUUCUAGACCCUCCUUGAAAGAUGGUGCUCUGGAGAGCCAAGAUACAGAGAAUGUCCCAGUUACACUAUCAGAGGAGAACCGUUCUGAAGGAAAAGUUGGUUUUCAGGCCUAUAAGAAUUACUUCAGAGCUGGUGCUCACUGGAUUGUCUUCAUUUUCCUUAUUCUCCUAAACACUGCAGCUCAGGUUGCCUAUGUGCUUCAAGAUUGGUGGCUUUCAUACUGGGCAAACAAACAAAGUAUGCUAAAUGUCACUGUAAAUGGAGGAGGAAAUGUAACCGAGAAGCUAGAUCUUAACUGGUACUUAGGAAUUUAUUCAGGUUUAACUGUAGCUACCGUUCUUUUUGGCAUAGCAAGAUCUCUAUUGGUAUUCUACGUCCUUGUUAACUCUUCACAAACUUUGCACAACAAAAUGUUUGAGUCAAUUCUGAAAGCUCCGGUAUUAUUCUUUGAUAGAAAUCCAAUAGUAGAGACAGGGUUUUACCUCCUAUUGGUACUGAGAUAGCAGUUUUCCCAAGAAGCCAAGUACUGACGAGCAAUGUGGAGCUGGGUCUGAGGGGCAACCAUGCUCUGUCUGCUGUUGGGAGCGGGCUGGGCCCCCAGCAAGAAUGGACACACAUUCAUCCAAGGUGACCACCAGUGGACAAAUGGUGACUGUUUGUGUGUGUGUGUGUGUGUGUGUGUGUGUGUGUGUGUGUGUGGUAGAGUCUCACUCUGUCGCCCAGGCUGGAGUGCAGUGGCGUGAUCUCAGCUCACAGCAACCUCCGGCUCCCAGGUUCAAGUGAUUCUCCUGCCUCAGCCUCCCGAGUAGCUGGGAUUACAGUGUCCACCAUCACACCUGGCUAAUUUUUGUAUUUUUAGUAGAGAUGGGGUUUCAUGAUGUUGGUCAAGCUGAUCUCGAACUCUUGACCUCAGGUGAUCCACCCAUCUUGGCCUCCUAAAGUGCUGGGAUUACAGGCGUGAGCUACCGCGCCCUGCCAAGAGCCGGUUUUCCUUUCUCGUCUUUUUAUCCUCCUCUCACCCAUUGCUAGUUUUUAUUCUUUCCUCUUUUGAUGUAGGUUGGUGAUGGGAUCACGUGUGUCUGUUAAGAAGCCUUACAUUUUCAGCUGCCCUCGGACACCUCCUUCAUAUUUUGAUUAUGACCUGAGUUGAAUAGGGCAUUUGCAGAUAUUUUCUGGUACUGUUCGCUGCAUCUACCUCUUCCUAGUCAGUUUUUGUGUGUGUCUUAGCCCUGUUUCCGUUCUGUUCCAAUCAUAAUAAAUGGGUAACACAAAUCCUAGGUCAAGAGUAAGUCUUCAGAAAUUAAGAGAUGAUUUUUAUUUUAAAUGUAAAUCCUGUUUUCCUGGCAUGGGCAGAAUUAAUUUUGCUUUUGAUAUCCAGCACAAGAGGGCAGCAUGAUCUGCAGUAUUUCAGUGAUAUAAUGUAAGAGCACCUCAUUGCAAAACCUGGUUUUUAAUUUAAAGCUUUCUUGGAAAUUCUAUUUUUAUAGCUUGGGUCUUUGUAUCUUGAUAUGUGUUAAUAUGAAAUUUAAAAAGUAAUAUUGUGGCGUAUUAUGUUUGAAACAUGAAAGUCUUUGUGGAAGAUAUUUUUCUGAUGUUGUCCUGGAAUACCUAGCAUUUCAAACAGGGUUUUUUUGGAUUUCCUAAUUACACCUUCUUGACUAGUAACUGGAAUAGGCAGACGCUGACAUCUUGAGUGGUUGGAUGCAUUUUAAUUCCUGAAGCAUACAUUAUGAUUUGCUUGUAUGAUGUUUCUGUUUUCUUUGUAAGCAUGAGUUUGCAGAGAAAGAUAGUUACACAGUUAGUUUCUUUAGUUUUCUUCCACGCCAACAGAGUUAGCAGAGACAUUUUAUUCUUAUCAGGUCUCUACAAUUUCACUCUUUGUUUUGGAGAAAAGAUGAGCGGUUUGUUGUCCUGUUUUCUCAUGCCUAAUUAUGGUGACAUAACAUUUAGCUAAGUACACUGACUCUAAUGGGUGCCAGAUAAAUGUUUACUUGCUUUCAAUUUGUUAAUUUGGCUUUAAGAACCCAAGAGCUGGUGUUGGUAGAAGUGUUUGUUUACUCUCUCAGGGAAGUAAAAGUUAAUAUUGGGUUACAGCCAGUGUGUUUUACACAACUGGUUUUUCUCCAGUGUGUGCGUGGGGAGUAUGUGUGUGUAUGUAUAUUUAUGUUCAUCGAUGCCUUCAACAGUGUAACAAAAAAACCAGAUUCAUAUCAUUCUUUUUUCUUUAUAGAUUAAGGUAAAUGAGAGCUAAAACACUAGAUAAAAGAAAAAAGAAACAUAUUGACUUCUUCCCAUGUUUCUUUUUUUUAAUCCAGUGGAAGAUGCUUGUGGUCACUGAGGUAUGGAAUGCGAAUGCUAGUACUAGAUUUUAAGAUAGACAUAUUCUCCUAUGUUCCCUAAUCAAAAAUCGAGGGUUGCCCCAGUGAUUAAGAUUCUCAGCUUUUAGCCAGGCGUGGUUGUAGUCCCAGCAGCUCGGGAGGCUGAGUCAGGAGGAUUACUUGAGUCUGGGAGGUCAAGACUGCAGUGAGCUGUGAUUGCAUCACUGCACUCCAACCUGUCUCCAAAAAAAAAAAAAGAAUGAUUCCUUCCCAGCUUGACUGAAUGGGAAGUUAGGAUGUGCAUCCUACAGGAAUUGAGGGGAGGAGGGUGGUAGUGGUUUGAACUAUUGUUCUGUUUCUGAAACCUGGAAAGGGACUCUGGAAUCCACUACAAGUUGCUAAAUAAUUUGUGGAGAACUGAAAGCAACCUCCAUGAUGAGCUUUUUAUAUGAUCAGAAAGACUGUCUUGCGAUACUCUAUAAAAUCUGAUGUCCAUAUCCCACUUCCUUGCCAGAAAAAAAGAGUCAUCAAUAAAGAAGAAACAUAAUUGUAGGGAUACCUAUUUAUCUGUUUAUUCAGUUCAAAUGACCACUGGAGUUGGUGCUAAAUGUGCAUUUUUAACAAGUAUAAUAUUUCAGCACUGUCAAAAUUACCUCUACAAUAAUAGGCUUGUUAAAUUAUAGCUCUAUAAGCUAGGGGGUAAGAUGGCUCUGCCCAGCACACAUUAAUCUAUGCCUGUUCACACAAGUGAUUCUGCUGAGCAGGUAGCAUGUUUAAACAAGAAAUACUGGUCCUAAAACCUCUGAUUUAUGGUAGGUGUUGUUUUGACACAGCACCAUUCAGACAAUUUACAAGGCAAAGCUUCGUGCUAAAAUAUUUCCUCAGUGUCAUCAUUCGUCACCAGUAUAAAUAUUCAGUAGUGAUGCUGGAAAAUUGGUAAUAUGCCCAUUGAUGCCAAAUCACUCGCUAUGUUUCCUUUCAAGUGAGAUCUGUUGUGGAUAUGGUUAAAAGAAACUAUGAUUUUUCUUCCUUGAGAGCAGAUGAGCUGUAAGAAAUUGAGAAUAACAACCGUCCUGACAGCUUUCAUGUACUCAAUCUUGCCUAUAUUGCUUUUAAUUCUGGCUUAAGUCCUGCGGGCUUUCCCUCCCACCCCCUUGCCUGAUGCGUAUUGUAAAGAACACAUUUAUAUGUACAUUAGUUAGUUUAAGAGGCUUUUUGUGUUCAAAGGAAGAAGUUAGUCAUCACCAGAAAAGCUUUGUUGCAAAACAAAAACACACAUUUCCCCUUUCAUUUUUUCUUGUUAAUAAUAACAAAUGCAAGUGACUAUAAAGGGAAUAACACAAAAGAUUGCAUCAAUCAUAAUGAUUCUCAAUAGCCACAUAAAUAUUGUUUUUUCAGCUUUGAAUGAAACAGCUAAGAGUUUGAAGUAGGUGUGGUAAUUAAAUCCUGUCGGGUUAUCACAAAUUAAAAAUAAUGUUUUUUUCACAUAACAAUGGUUAUAUGUACUUAAACUCUUAUCAGGGGUGAUACGAAGUCAUAUUUUAUGGGAGUUGCUCCUUUACUGCUAAUAGUAUCAUAAAAGCCUUUGUUAGGAGUUUAAAUAGUUACGUAGUUACAUAUAUUUGAUUGCUAUUGUUAUUUUGUCAGUAAUCUGUAUGUAAGCGAUUACUGUAGCACUUGUCUACAGCUGGUAAAUAUUGCAUCAUUUUGGCAUAAUUUUUAAUCUACUAGAAUGUUCUGAUUCAUGGUUUUUCUCCAUAAUAAAUCAUACAUGGAGAUACUGACAACUUAGUAACAGAGAAAGCACUGUGUUUGUCCAAUAAAAUGUUAAAAAGAUAAAAAACUAGGGAAGAAUGUGCUUUGUUCAAAGUGAUAAUCAUGUAAUAUUUCAGGAAAUUAUAAGAUGACAUUUUACUUAACUGUGUUAAAUUGUUUUCCUAUAGUGUAUAUAAUGUGAUACCUGCAUGUAUUUGUAUAUGCCUGUAUCUCUCUCUCUCUGUCUCUCUCGAUAUAUGUAAGUUCUCCACUUCAGUCUAAUGUCCGUGGCUAUGGUUUUAACGCCCCCCCAUUAACUGAUUUGAUAUGUGUUGUCUUUAUCUUUAUCUUCGGCUAACUUGGAACUAGCUAACUUGGAACUCAGGGCUUUGUAGCAUAUCCCAAUAUCUGCUGUUAAUGUGUGCUUAGUAAUUUGGCAUUAGCCUAUGGGAUGUGUGACUGAUAAUAGUAAUUCAAGUAUUGUCAUUUAAAACUGUCCCCCACUGUUAGAUCAACAUUAUAGUUCUCUGUGACCUUAUUGUCAGAAAAGAAUCAAAGUAUCUUCAUGACUUAGUUCUUAGCUGUUGGAUAACCAUUUCAAGGGAAAAUAGAACACUGUUUCUGGAAUAACCUAAUGAUAUUCCAUUAGCCACUUGCAGUGGCCGAUUUCAACAUGAAUAAAUAUUGAUAAGUAUAUUACUGAGAGCCUAAUAUGUAUAAAGCAUAGUUUUUGGACACUAAGUGGAAGUUGUUGGGAUUUGCUAGCUUGAAACGCUGUUCUGUUUUACUGUAAGGCCAACUGCUUCCCCUCAAAGAUUUGACUUUGAAGUUCUCAUAUGAGAACUCUGGUUUUCAUUUAUAAUUGGAGUUUUAAUUUGAGAGUUUUCCAUUUAUAACUGGAGUUUAAUUUGAGUUUUAUAUGAGAACUGAUUUUCACUUAUAAUUGGAGUUUUCUUAUUCCAUUAUUUUAUUCCUUCCCCCUUUAUUAUAAACAUGAUUAUUUAUAUUGCCAUGAAGACAGUGGAAAAAAAAUCAGAAUAUUUACAACGCUGAGGUUGUGACAUUUUGUUUUCCAUGAAGUUUAAAACAUUUUUGCUUUUAUCAAGUUUUUGAUAGUGUUUAUGAAAAUGAUAGUUACAUUCUAAUUUAGGUAAUUACGUAUUUACCACCCUUGUCUUAUGUUAGCCUUGUUUCCCCCUUGUCUUCCUUGCCUUGUUUUCCCCUUGUCUUCUUGGAGCUUAUCUGUUGUUUCCUUGCUAAAUCCCCUGAGCCCAGGAUUGGAUACACUGUAUCUGAUUAGUAAAUAUUUGUUGGCUGGACAGAACAAGAAAUAGUUCCAAGAGUGCAUUUGCAUCUCUUUAAGCAACACCCAUAAAGAACAAUGGGACUUUACAGUGUUGAAAUAAAAUUAGAGUGUUUUUUGUCUUACAGCUGGUACUUAUAUUAAAUUUAACUCUUGCUUCCAAUUUUCUUUUUCAAAAGUACAGUUUGUAAUAGAUUACUUUGGUGGACUUUGUUUCUGAUACGUGAUGGCCUGAAGAGAAAAACCGUACAUUGGUUCUUUGGAAGCUGUGAUUCAUGGAACUAGACCAAGUUCUCCUGUUGUUUACCAGUCAAAGAAAUGAAACUGUCAAACACCUAAUAACUUUUUUGGGGGUUUAGUUGUGUGUUGAAGGUGACUUUUAACACUCUGUGGGUUAAGCGUCUGGUACUGUAUAGUUUUGUUUCAUAAACUUCAUGCCCUUAAGAAGUAAAGAGAGGAAUUAAUCCAUUUAAAAUCAUCAGUAGACAUUGAAAAUCUGUUCUUGCACAGGGAGUUGAGGUGUUGAGAUGCCCCAAUUCUGCUAGGAUCAUAGUUUGUGGUAACUAAGUCGGUCACAUUACUUCUCUUAGCCUCAGGGUUCUAACAGGUAAAAAGUGGCUUUUUCAUUCAUCAAGCAUUUCUUGGUCUUCUACUCAUCGUCAGUUGUGGUCCCAAACAUUGAAACAAAAGUACCUGUUUUCAAGGGACUUGCAAACUUAAAUAGUUGCCGACAGUGGAUGAUGAUGAUGAUGAUUUCUUCUCCUUCUUCUCCUUCUCCUCCUUCUUCUCCUUCUUCUCCUUCUCCUUCUCCUCCUCCUUCUUCUCCUUCUCCUCCUCCUUCUUCUCCUUCUCCUCCUCCUCCUCCUUCCUUCUUCAUUCUUCUUCCUUCUUCCUUCUUUCCUCUUUGUUCUUCUUCUUCUUUUUUUUUUUUUUUCUUGAGACAGAGUCUUGGUCUGUUGCCUAGGCUGGAGUGCAGUGGUGUGAUCUCAGCUCAUUGCAACCUCCGCCCUCUGGGCUCAAGCAAUUCUCUUGCCUCAGCCUACCGAGUAGCUGGGACUACAGGCAUAUGCCACCACACUUGGCUGAUUUUGUAUUUUUAGUAGAGACAGAGUUUCACCAUGUUGGCCAGACUGGUAUUGAACUCCUGACCUCAAGUGAUCUGCCUUCAGCCUCCCAAAGUGCUGGGACAGGUGUGAGCCACCACACUAGACCAACAAUGGAUUACUUCUAAAAACCAUCCUGUGUCAGAAUCUAUGAUCUCAUAUCAAAAAGAUGCAUAUUAAAAUUAAUGCAGCUGCCAAAUGGAAGUCUAGAUACUUUUCUAGAUACAACACACAUGAGCAUAGCUCCAUCAGAUAUGUCUUCUUCAUAAUUCAUUGGCCUUGAUUUUAUAAAAUUUCCAAAAAUGGUUCUUUUGGCACUUCAAAACCAAUUGUGUUCAAAAGAAAUCAUACCAGUGGGAGUAGCAGAGGUGUUCAGGAAACAAAAUAAAUGAUUCUUUAUUUCAGAUCAUAAUCUCUAAGCUUCAAGUGGACUCACAACAAUUUCUAGCUAGACUCUUGACUGGGCCUAGAUGCUUUUCUGAGCCACUGGGGGAGGUCUAAGUGCUACAGCUCAGCUUAGGAAAGUGUGUUGGAGAAAGGGGAGGGACUUCCAGUGUUGCCCUUUACAAGUACCUGUACACGCUUUGGGCUUUUAGAAGUAUUGAUAGGAGAAAGAACAUAAGUAAUGAUAUUUUCCCUGUAAGUAAUGUUAUCAUGAAAUUCAACUAUGAUUCACUGAGUGUUCUCAUUCUUGGUCACCAGGAUUAAUGUUUGAGAAAUUUCUUCCUCGUUUAAAUAGAAGCUCUUUCAUAUCUCAAAUAAAGACUCGACAAGCUUCAAAGUACAUUUUGAGGCCCUGGCAGUGGGGAAGGGGGAGGGAGGGGGAGGAAAAAAACAGGACAUUUUUGAGAGGAAGUUUAUUAAAAACAAGUUCUCUGUUCUGGAAACAUUUUCCUUUCAUGUCUUGUUUGCAUUUGCAUUUUAAUAGAUUAUAUCACAUAGGCAAAUGUUCCAGCACCUCUUGAACACCUGGAAAGCCUGUCUUAGACUUGUUCUGGUGUUUAGAAAUCUUUAGGCAGACAGUGUUCCAAAUACAGUCAUGCUCGCCAGGCAUGGUGGCUCAUGUCAUAUAAUCCCAGCUACUUGGGAGGCUCAGGCAGGAGGAUCGCUUGAGGCCAGGAGUUUGAAAGCAGCUCGGACAAUAGCAAGACCCCAUCUCUAAAAAAAAUUAGCUGUGCACAGUGGUGUGUGCCUAUAGUACCGGCUCCUCGUGAGACUGAGGUGGGAGGAUUGCUUGAGCCCAAAUGUUAGAAGCUGCAGUGAGCUAUGAUUACUGUAUUGCCCCCCCAAGCCUAGGAAUCAGAAUGAGACCCUGUCUCUAAAACUGUGCAGCAACAUCUGAGAAAACAGUAUAUCUCCCCUGGUUGAUCUUCAGCCUGAUAGUAGCUAAUCAGACUUCUCUCUGAACUUCAGGUGGAAGUUUAUAGAAAUGUUCUUUUGCUUCAGUGACUGGUCUCAUUCCUCACUCUGAUUGAAGCACAUAAUAGAAGAGUUCAGAGAUUUUGGGAGUUGGAGGAAAAAAUAGCAUACCCAGUUCUUUCUGUGUUCCGCACAAUGAUAUUGGAACAGGGAAUAUAGUUGAAGCAGAUUUACCCUUAAAUAUAUUUUCUCCACAUACAAUUCCACACGCCUUGAUCAGCAGCAGUGCUUUGAGGCAUAGUUACAAUCAUGGAUUAUUUUUUUUCAUUACCUUUACAUAUUUAAAAGUAGAGAAGGAAGGAAAUGGUUGCUUUUUUAAAAGUAGUCAUUAUUUUUAAUUUUUUUUUCCUCCUGUUGGUGUCAGAAUGGCCUGGGCGCAUAAAAUUUAUUUCCUUUGGGGGAACUAUAAAUGUAUUCUUCUUCUCUUUUUGGAGAAUAAAAUGGUAGUGACAUCUUACAAUUAUCCCAUGCGAAUAUAAAUCUUCUCUAUAUACUCCCUAUUACUUAGCAUGAAAAUGAAAAGGGAGUCAAGUAUAGUUUAAUAAGUUCUACCAAUGAACUGUAUUGUAGACAGAAGUAUUUCUUAUUGGUGCCAAGUUGGAAAAGUUAGUCUUGACGUGGUCCUGUAAAUGAAAGGAAAAUCAACACAUACAUUUCAGGAUCAUGAGUGAUCAGUGUCACUAGAAAAGUGUUCUUCUUUCACUUUAAGAUUAAAUAAAUAGUUGUUGACAUAAAUAGCCGGGGUAAUAAAAGGGAACACCUGUGUAAUCCAGCCAUCAGCAGUUUUAUCGUACAAUCAGAUAAGCUGCUGUUUGUUAAGGAAUUGUCAAGUCUUUAGACCAGAUGAAUAGAUUUAGCUCAUACGUUAGAGAAUUUUAAAAACUGAACAGAAGAAGCUUUAAUUUCCCUUGAUGCCAAAUGUUCUAACCACUCUCAUCUCCUUUCACACACGAGAAGCUGUAGGAGUUUAAAGCUCAAUUGACCUAGCCUUCAGGUAUGUCUUCUUCCAUUAGUUAUUGCUGUACCAAAGUAGCUAAAUGUUCUAGAUGAGAUUAGGGUUUGAAAUUUUAUAUGGCAAAAUAAGUACCUCAUCAUUUUUGGAUAAACAUGGGGUAUUUUUUUUCUAAUACAGCUCAUCUUUUCUCUCCCUUUAAUUCUCAUGUCCACUUUCAUUUGAUGUCAAAUGAGAGAGAACUUUGGUUGUCAUUUAAGAGCCUCUUGAUCAAAACAGUUAUCUUAAGAAGCAUUGAUUGUGUGUGUGUGUGUGUGUGUGUGUGUGUGUGUGUGUGUGUGUGUGUUGUGAUGGGUAGGGGAGAGGGAGAGAGAGACUUUUUAGUUAGCUUGUCCCACCACAAUAAGAAUUAUAUUUUUGGAUUCUCUUAAUAAUAUGUGAAAUUUAAAAUUUGAAAAUUAAUCAGCAAAUAAGAUGUCCUUUGACUUCACCCACCAGCAAAUGGAAGGAUUUUUCUUUAUUUUCUAAUAGGGGAUUUAAAUCACUAUAUGAUUUGGGAUCCAUGGUACCCUUUUGGUAAAAAGCAUGACUUUAGAAUCAGCCUGCCCAAAUGUGAAUCUCAGCUCUUCCUUGCUGAAUUACUUAAACUCUUUCUGCUUCAACUUAUUUGUAGUAUGGCGAUGAUAUUAACAGUACAAUCCUUUUUUUGUGUGAGUGACAAUUAAGAGAAUCAAUAUAUGAAAAGCAUUUGAUAUGGUACCUAACAGCUAAAAAUUGAUUUUUUUGACUAAUUGAGAUGAUGAAAUUUUAGUAGUCUUAAAAAAUGUACAAAUUCCAAAUUUGCUAGUUUUGAUGAAACAAUAGGAGUCUGGGAAGGGUGUCUGUGUUUUCCUGGAUGCAAAGAAAAAUAGAUAAAUGACCAAGACUAACAAGCCACAAAAGAAAAUCAAUAGAGUAUUUUUUUUGUUUGUUUGCAUGUUUUCUUUUUGGUUGUGUUUUCAAUGGGGCUUAGCUUCAUUCCAGAGUUAAUUUUAAAUUUAAUUUGGUUUUACAAUGAGAGCUCAAUUUUGCAUGUAAGUACCAAACAUCUGGUUUACUUUUUGUUUGAAAACGAUACAGCUGAAGUUGAGUACAGAAGUCUAUUGUGUAAUUAAGGAAAGAGAGUUUGAAAUUUUGUAAAAUAAGUUCUAUUUAAAUGGAAUAUUGGAAUUAUUCCAGAGAAGUGGAUAUACUUCUUAGGAGUAGGAGAAACUUACAUUAUUUUUAAAAAAUGCUAUAACUAGUCCAAAUGUAUAAAUUCUAUGUAUUCACCUUUUUCAAAAAGCAUGAAAAAUGACAAAUUUCACAAGUGAAAGUUAAAGUUGACCUAAGGCAGUUUUAGAUUGUUGAGCCUUCAAAUUUUAUUCAUGGGAUGUUUUUAGAGACAGUCUGUGGUUUGAUCACUCCAGUUAAUUCUGGGCAAUCUUUCUACAUUUCUAUCAGAUGGACAUUCUGAUAUUUUAAAACUUCCUCUUGCGCAAAAUAUGUUUAAAGCAACCUGGGAAGAAAAUGAGAUUUCUGGUUAGUUCUUGUAAACUAUAAAUUAUGUUUUUAAGACAUUUAAAGGAAUUAUAAGCCAAACAUAGAUAACUCCUGUUACUGCACUAUUACCAUUAAUAAACUAACAAUUAAAAUGCCGUAAAGUACUGACUGGAUAUAAUACUAGCAUUGUGAUAUAUAAAAAAUAGAAUUUGGGGUGGAGAGACCUAAAUGAAGAUAGGACACCUACUAAUUUUCCACCUGCUUGCCAGAUAGUUGUGUCUUCAGGCAGAGACACCCAACUAGUCCAGAGUCUUAGGAUUCAACCUCAGUAAUGUCAGAAAGGCCCUCAGCUCUGAACUGCGAUGAUUCUCUCAUUCUGUGCAACUCUUUUAGAAAUAAUUUGAUAAGAGCUUAAGAAAGUCAAAAAUAGGUUGUUUGUAAGACAUCAGAGGAUUUUUAUAAUAGUUUUGCCCCACCCUUGAAUGUUUUAGAGGUCUGUUGUAGGACAGAGGUUUUGGUUUCUGGCAGUUGCAUUCUAGUUCUCUACCAAAUUGAGGAUCAGCCAGAGGUACAAUACAUUUGGAAUCUUGCCCUGUGUCUUAUAAUUUUAUAGCAACAUUAUAAAUUUAUUUGACAACUUAAGCUUAUAAAACUUCUGUCACUUCCGUUGUCUUGUUUCAUCUGCAGUAGCAACAAAGCAACAAGAAAUCUGUUGCAGUCUCUCUGCCUCUGAGCAUCCACACAGUAGAUCCACCCUCUUCUUUGCCUUCUUGCCCAAUACUCUUGUUAUUGUCCCUAUCGGUUUUUAUGUGGCAACCGCAGGGAUGUGAUGCCUGUAAUUGAAAAUUAAAUGAUUGCCAUAAAUCAUUAAUCAGACUGCAGAUUAUAACAGCAUUUAUUAAGCAUCUUGGUAGGCCAGGAGUGUGCUGGGAAUUUUGCAUAAGGUAACCGGUUACUGUCUUGUGAAUUCUGUCUGGGUAUUUUCCUGUGUUUGUUUCUUCCAACUUUUAUUUUUGGUUCAGACGGUACAUAUGCAGGUUUGUUACAUGAGUAGAUUACAUGUGGUGGAGGGUUUGGUAUACAGAUUAUUUUGUCACCCAGGUAAUGAGCAAAGUACCUGAUAGGUAAUUUUUUGAUCCUUGCCCUCCUCCUACCAUAAAGUAGGUCCCAGAAUCUGUUGUUGUUCCCUUCUUUUUUUUUUUUUUUUUGAGAGA